Molecule: messenger RNA, 921 nt
Organism: Dendronephthya gigantea
Lineage: Eukaryota; Metazoa; Cnidaria; Anthozoa; Malacalcyonacea; Nephtheidae
Exons: 6
Coding region: 1-921 (306 amino acids)
Source: RefSeq, a predicted model, not a curated record
AUGGAAGAUAAGCACAGUAACAGAGUUUUUGUGAAAUCGAAGGAUACAAGAAAAUCACUGAAGAGAUUCAUAAAGGACAUUUCCUGUAAUACCCCUAUUUGUGCUAUUCUCCCUCUUGAUGAAGAAUUACGACGUGUUUGUGACAAAAUUAAAAGAAGUGUGCCUGUUAAAGAAUUUCCGAGUGAUAUAGAAUUGUUGCAAAGAAAGUGUCCUGCUUUAUUUGGCAUUUUCUCAUCUUUAAGUGAUUCAUUUGCACCUGCAGAAUUCAUACCUUUGUUGACCGACCUGCUCAAUAUUGCUGACAAUGCUUUCAAAGAUUGUGAAGCACCACAGGAUGAUUCUGUUGUAAAUCCUUCCUCGCUGUUAGCAAACUUCCCUUCCCUAAAACCUGUUCGUGGCAGAGGGACAUACGCUGCAGACAAAGGAAAGCAAACGUUUGAGAAUCCAUGCACGAAAAAGUCUGGAAGACAUCCCACUCUUCUUCCUGGUAUAUUCCUUAUUUUUUGUCAGCAUGGUAUAAACUAUGGAUACUCCGUAAUGACUACUAACGAAUCCCCAGAUAUGCCAUUUACAAUCUUGCGAUCUCGAUUUACACGAGCUCCUAGAGUCGUUGUAUACGAUAAUGCUUGUAAUUUGCAUUCCUACUGUCUGAAUGGUGAUCCAACCUUUUUUAAAGACACGCAAUUUUUAGUAGAUCGCCUUCACUGGGCAGAUCACACAGGUUGUUCCAGCGCCUACCAUAUCUCUUGCUAUCCUGACUAUGACUAUCUCAACAGUCAGAUUGCCGAACAAAGCAACUCUGGACUGAAAAAAAUUAAAGGACCCCUUUCUUAUAUGAAUGACGAAAAUUUCUCCAGACACUGUAGCUUCUACUUAUGGUUCAAAAAUAGAGAAAUUAUGAUGAGAAAUAUUAACAGAUGA